UUUGGCGCACGUGAGAGUGAAAUCCCGGACAUUGACCUUGGUGAGCCAGAAAUGGACCACCGAAUUCGUCGUGAUAGCGAUGGCGAGCGCCGUGUGACUGUGGACAAGCAAGCGGACACUGAUCCUGGACAUCAUGGUGAAGAGGACGAGUCUGACAUGAGUCGUGAGGAACUUGCAAAACACCGCAAGUUUGAGGAGAUGCGCAAGAAGCACUAUGAGAUGAAGAACAUCAAGAACCUACUGGGCCAUCCCGAGCAACUCGAUGCGCUGGAAGACGACGAUGAAGAUAUGCAAUCGUGACGGAUGACACGGCACUCAUGACUUGACGAAAGCCGUUACUAUUUGGCGAGGUAAACUGACCGCCAAUGAAGCAUUCAGCAUAGGCGUUUAGAGAAGCAUGACCUGGAGUAGGGAUAUGGAAGAUUUGGCCAGCCUGUAUACACAAACACCUUUCAGGCUUGGCGCUGCAUGUAAGGCAAGGCGCUGGCAACGGAAGAUUGGGUAGCACGAAAUCUUUUCGGCACCAUGACAUGAACACACGAUCCGAAAACAAACAACAUGAUUGAUAGCUACGCUACGAACGAAGAAGGAAUCUUACCACCAAUAGGAUAUCAUCGCGCGUACCGCGCAUGCUCAGCAAAUACCAAUUUGGCCUUUUGCAUGAUCACCCUGGGAUUACAGGAACAUGUUAUCAUCUUCCUGAGUUUCUACAGGCUCGUUUACCUGCAGCAUCGGUCGGCAUAAGAAAGUGUAUGCAGUCCGGGAAGGACUCAGCAGGCUGCACGACCCAUGUCCAUUACUUCACUGUGCUGAGGAAUACUCUUAUGCCGCGUCUAAGCAGUCCACGAGCACCUUUAAUCCUAGUGUGGUACCGUUGUGGUAUCUCAGAGCAUGUCUGGCAGCUGUUCGCUUACGUGCAGCACAUCUCGGCAUGUGAACAGACAACCAUGCGAAGAGGAAGUCCAAUAAUGAGAGCAGCAGAGAAAUACCACUUGAAAUCUUCUUCUCAUUGGCAGCCGCAAGCUCCACGCUCCGCUAUGCAAUCUGGCAUUCAUUCCGCUUCUUCUUACAAACUAAACCUCGUCCUG
This is a messenger RNA of Pseudocercospora fijiensis CIRAD86, 1088 nucleotides long. RefSeq lists its product as uncharacterized. The annotation marks the transcript as partial. Lineage: Eukaryota; Fungi; Ascomycota; Dothideomycetes; Mycosphaerellales; Mycosphaerellaceae. The transcript is spliced from 2 exons. The record is from RefSeq and is a predicted model, not a curated record.